ACUGGUGGAUCAAGAUCCACUGGUUGGUGACCACUGCCCUACACCAAGACUUUGCAGCCUUGGUUUAUCAACUGUUCAAUCAGUCACUUUCAUUCUGGGAAAUAUCUUUCAUCCACAGUGCCUCAUGUUCUGAAUAUCCAUUCCCUAGAAUACAGUACAAAACAUUGUACCUGAUAUAUUUCAGGGAAGAGUAAGGGGAUUCAUUUUAUUUAUUUAUUUAUUCAUUUGAUUAAUAUGCCAUGCUUCCCAACAAGGUACAGGGCAGCUUACAGUACAAAAACAGAAUAACUUAAAAACAGGAGAGUGACAAGAGAACCAAAAUAACUUAACAAGGUACUAGAAAAUCUCCUAAACAUGCCAUCUUAGUUUUGUUUGGUGCAUGCUUACCCACAUGCAAAGGUCUUACAGUGCUUCUGACAGAUUUUCGGGCUUUGGCUGUGGCAGACUUUAAAAGGGAGGGAGUUCCAGAGCUGAGGACUGCAGAGAAUGACUUCAGCAUGUUUUCACCAACCAGACCUGGUUUCAUAAUGGUACUUAUAGGACAUUGCUCUUGUCUGACCUUAUGGAUCAUGAUGGCACAUAAAGAUGUCAUAAAUAGGUUUAGUUUCUCUAUGGCACAUUGUUUCACCUAUAUUCUCCUCUAUCCUCACAUAUUUCUGACGUCCCAAAUUAUGGUCAAAAUGCAAAAUUUACAGGAUUAUGUUCCACAGUUCUCUCUCCUGGUUAUCUUUUAGAACUCUAACAACACAGAGGAAACCCUAAAGUUUAUUAAUUUUCUGCAACAAUAAUUCUGUAUGGGGGAAUGAAGUAGAAUGAAGUAAGGAAUUUAAAUGGUUUUAGAGGGGAUAAAAUUACUUCUAAUUCUCAUGCAUCUUAUAAUUAUGUCUGCAGAGCAAAUACCAGGGAGUGAGAAGGGCUAUUUAAGCUAAACAGUAUCAGCACAAGAUCAAACAUUGAAAACCUAGCUAUGAACAAAUUUAAAUUAGAAUUUAGAAGCAAGUUUCUAACAAGCAGAGGAGUUAAGUUUUGGAAUGAUCUUCCAAACAAAGUAGUGGCAAAUCUGAGUCGCUUGCAGGUUUAUGCAAAGGGAAUAUGAUGGGACAGGUGAUCUUGGAUCAAUAAUCUAUAUAUAAUCCAUACAUUGUGUGGAUUCUAGUAUAGUAUAUCUUAUCAUUGUGUUAGGAGUGAAAGGUACCUACCUGGAGGUGCCUGGUAAUCCCAGGCUUUUACUGUCACCUGCAUGUUCCAAGAAGAAAUUUGUUCAUUCCUGGGUGCUUUAUUGGGUUGGGCACAGGGGAGGGUGUUUUUCUUUCUCUAAACAUGUGAACAUUGGCCACUCCCACUGGAGUGGGAGUUUUGACUCGGGUGCUUCUGCCAGUAUUUGAAAACAUAUCAGGUACCUGGCUGGACAAUCCUGCUGUUCCAUUCAGGGUCAAGCCAAUAGCCAGAUCAGGAAGGAAUUUUUCCCCAGGUCAAAUUAGCAAGGACUGCAGGGGUUUUCACCCUCCUUUGUAAUGCAGGGCACAUAUUAAUGUAAUAGCUUCUCUUCCACUAUAGAGGCAGGCUAGUGGGUGCACACUUAUCUUCCUUGCCUCCCCCCCCACCUGUGGCACUCUAGGGUAUCUGGGUGCUUGUUUUCAUAACCUGCUUUGUUACUGUCGUGGGUGUAAGGGGCUGGAGUGGCAGUUUUUAGAUCACUGGAAAAACGGUUGCACAAAUGAUGGUCUACUCAACAUCCCCAAAGCCCCAUUUAAUUCCCAUGGAUUCUCUUUCUAUUCUUCUUAUCCAAGAUUUUUAUAUAUCAACAGCAAAGAAUGUAAAUGUCAGGAGUAUUGGUACAAAUAUAUAAACAGACUAAACUGAGCCAAUAUUCUUGUUCUGUUUUACAUAGCCAGCAAAGACUGCUAUUUUGUCACCGAAUGAUCCCAGAGUUGGAAACCCAGGCUACUGUAAGUAACCAACAGAAUUCCUCAUCUAACUAUCACCAAUAAUGCCUGACUCUCCUCUGAAUGACUUUACAUGGACCAUAACAUUUCACCCAUUAAAUCAAUAAAUGUUCCGUUCUCCCUGAACAGUAGAAGCCAAAAAUGACAAGUAAAGACACAGGCUGUCAAUACUGCAUGGAAUCCCUUCAUGGAAGGAAGUUUGCGCUGAAAGAAGAGAAUGCUUACUGUGUUACAUGUUACGACAGCCUUUUUGCCAACUCCUGCGAAGAGUGCAAGAUGCCUAUUAAAUGUGAUUCCAAGGACCUCGCCUAUAAAGGCCGCCACUGGCAUGAAGCGUGUUUCAAGUGUGCCAAAUGCAAUCACUCUUUGGUGGAAAAGCCUUUCGCUGCCAAGGACGAGCUCUUGCUGUGUACUGAGUGUUAUUCUAAUAUGUAUUCAUCUAAGUGUUUCCACUGUAAGAAGACCAUUAUGCCUGGUUCUCGUAAAAUGGAAUUUAAAGGAAGUUCCUGGCAUGAAACCUGUUUUGUUUGUCAAUACUGCCGGCAACCAUUAGGAACAAAGCCUUUGAUUACACAGGACAAUGAGAAUUAUUGUGUGCCAUGUUUUGAGAAGCAGUUUGCUCACCAUUGCUACUCCUGCAAGAAGGUAAUAACUACUGGCGGGGUGACCUUUAAUAACCAACCAUGGCAUAAAGAAUGCUUUCUGUGUGCUGGCUGCAAGCAGCAGUUGUCUGGACAACGCUUUAUUUCCAAAGGCGAAUAUCCAUAUUGCUUGGACUGCUUCAGCAAUCUUUAUGCAAAGAAAUGUUCAGCCUGCAACAACGCUAUUACUGCUCUUGGAGAUGCCAAAUUUAUCUCAUUUGAAGACCGCCAGUGGCACAAUGAAUGCUUUAACUGUGUUAAAUGUUCCAUCUCACUGGUGGGUCAAGGAUUCCUUUCCCAGCAGGAUGAUAUCCUUUGUCGUGAAUGUGGCUCAGCUAUGUAGUUAGAGAAAGAGAUGCAUUAUUCUCACACAUUCUAGCCAUGUACUUCAUUACCCUGUAGUGAGAAAUUCUUCUAAAUGAUACAGGAGUUCUUUAGUCAUUCAAGUCACUAUUAACAGUUUAAUUCUGUCACAAGGCUCAACUGCUCUAUGCAUGCUUUAUAUCAUGUAAAAAGAUUUUAAGCCAAACAGUACUGGCUAAGCAAACUAUUCAAAAGGGAUUUGUAUAUACUUUUAACCUAAAUACAGUCCAUUUCUUCUUAUAAUGCAGUGCACUCUGCUGUUGAGAGCUUAAAAAUUUACAUUUUAUCUUACUUAAACCAAAAAUGAACAUGAAAGUCUAUAUUGGAGGGAUGAUCUGUGACAUUAGUGAGGUGAUACCAGUACACUACUAAUUCAGACUCUAGUGUAGAAAAGUAGGAACAGCUGUUCCUCACUAAGCCACAAUAUUUAAUCAGAAUAAUGUCCCACCUCCCUCCUAUGCCGCAACACUGCCAUGCCGACAAAGGCAACAACUGGCAAACCUUGCCUUGUGCAGCAGCUAGAAGGAGAAAUGCCUGCGGUACAAGAAAAAAGAGAAAAGCUGCAUUACUUCUUCAAAGCGAGCAGCUAGCCAGUACAAGGCCAAGAGGAUCAAGAAAAGGGACAGCUUACAUUUCUUCCACAGCCUUCAUUAAUCAAUAUAUUACAGAGCUGCUAAAGAGAUAUAUAAUGUUUACACUCAUUUUAAGAUAAACCAGAAUUCCUUUACACAGCUGUAUUCUUGGGCAAUGAACCACUUGCUUUUCCAGAUUUCUGAAUAUCAAUAUACUGUAUGUUAAAUAAGCAGCUUGUAAAAAAUGUGAAGUUCUGGCAUGCCACGGGUGUAUGUCAAAAGUUCCAGGUGCAUAUUUAGAGAUUCCAGAGGUAAAUGACAUUUUUAUGACUGCCAUUUCCUAUUUGUUGAUAAACAGUUUCUGUUUAUCUCCUAGAACACAAUAUAACAGAGUUCAGCAAAAGUCUGCAAAAACUGGUUUAAGUAUAGUUGAUUCUGAUUUGAG
Gavialis gangeticus (Gharial) is the source of this 3967-nucleotide messenger RNA. RefSeq names its product four and a half LIM domains 5 (gene FHL5). Bases 2088 to 2930 code for a protein of 280 amino acids. The record is from RefSeq and is a predicted model, not a curated record. The transcript is spliced from 5 exons. Gene Ontology annotation, biological process: positive regulation of transcription by RNA polymerase II. Lineage: Eukaryota; Metazoa; Chordata; Crocodylia; Gavialidae. Gene Ontology annotation, molecular function: transcription coactivator activity. Gene Ontology annotation, cellular component: Z disc; nucleus.